GAUGCAGUGCACUGACCUGGGCAUGGCUCCGCUCCGGAUCCAAGCCCUAGGCUCGCUUCUACGAAGCAGCGGCGAACUUUGCCACAAGGCCCUCAACAAGGCCACAGCGACGUUGCAGAUGGCAGACGAAGUCCUUCUCUGCAUCGACGCAAGCCAGGUGGAGGUGGAGUGGAACGAGCCGGAAGGGGCGUUCCAGGAGCCAGCAAUGGCUUUUGGAACGCCCUUCUGUGCGGCUCUCUUCGCUCGUCUCCGGCUUGCCGAGGCAAUCGACUUCGAAGAAGCGGAGAAGCUGUGGGCUUAG
Messenger RNA from Symbiodinium sp. CCMP2592, 301 nucleotides. The record is from the annotation of a GenBank genome assembly. NCBI's taxonomy places the organism in Eukaryota, Dinophyceae, Suessiales, Symbiodiniaceae.